Molecule: messenger RNA, 4789 nt
Organism: Doryrhamphus excisus (bluestripe pipefish)
Lineage: Eukaryota; Metazoa; Chordata; Actinopteri; Syngnathiformes; Syngnathidae
Gene: ghsra
Product: growth hormone secretagogue receptor a
Biological process (GO): G protein-coupled receptor signaling pathway; hormone-mediated signaling pathway
Cellular component (GO): plasma membrane
Molecular function (GO): growth hormone secretagogue receptor activity
Source: RefSeq, a predicted model, not a curated record
UACACGUCAUCACCUGUUGGAGUUGUUUUCGUGCGCCAAACAAUCACAAUGAGAAGAGAGGAAGGGGGAAUCCUCCUCACGAGCAUCAUCACCGCUCUCCUUCCUGUUGUUCAUUGUAUUUCCUGUCUCGUGCACCGGCACCCACACCAGCCAUGCACCGCUCCUACGUGGUUCUGGUGGCUUGGAUCCGAAUGUCUCCUCCUUUCCACCGCACCGUGUUUGUCUUCACGCUGGCUCUUGUUGUGUUCGGAUGACUCUUUUGUUUGGUUCUACCUUUGUUUGGUUCUACCUUUGUUUGGUUCUACCUUUGUUUGGUUCUACCUUUGUUUGGUUCUACCUUUGUUUGUCUCUACCUUUGUUUGUCUCUACCUUUGUUUGUCUCUACCUUUACCUGCACGCUGACUCACCGUCACGUGGUGCGCACUGCUGCCACUCAUCUCCAGUGACGCACUUUUUGGUUUUACGCGUACAAACAAGGUCCACACGAAGCAGUGCUUGGACUACAUUUACAUUUGAUCCAUUCAAACGAGGAUGGAACCUUCCUGGAUGCGAGUUGCAGACGACAGGGACGACUUGGAUUGCCUCUUCCGGUGCGUGGAGGGUUUUUACGCACGGCUUCAUUGCCGCGUAACAAACUUUUAAACUGUCCCAGAAAUGGUUCUGAUGACGAGGGGGUCCUGAGUGAGGAUUCUAUUCAAGACGAAAUCAUGAUGUGAACUGGAUUUAUUUAUUUUUAAUCCAAGCUGAGUUUGCUUUUACGCAGCUUUUACGCACGGCUGCUGCUCUUUAAAAACGCUGUCCGAACUCGCCGUACUGAUCAAGGGUGAUUUCCUGCAGGGAAUUUAGCUUCACAUGAAAGUGGAAUGCUUCUUGCUCUCUUUUUGGACUUUUCCCACCCUUUUUGCGAACUGGACUUUAGUUUUACGCACUUUAAAAUCUUAAAACAGUGUGUGACAUUUCCAUGAAAUGACAAUGGAAUUUGUUUUAAUACGGGAUUGAUUGAUUGAUUGAUUGAUUAGCUCGCAAAAACACGGAGGAUUGGCUACUUGUCUUAAUUGUUGAUGAAUGCGAAGUGGCGCAGUGGUUUUACGCACGGCUGUUGCGCACGCCUUGAAUCCUGAAAUAGUCCUGAUGAUAAAGAAAGGGUUAUAACGAUAAUGUAACAUAUCACUGGAAUAUAUGACGACUGUUUUUUGCCCUCUUAAUUGACUUUUGGACUUUUUUCUGUGGACUGGACUCUUGAAAACGUCCCAGGAAUGAUGAUGAUGAUGGCCUAAGACAUUAUUUAACACUCAAUGACUCUUUUGUCUUUUACUCUCUUGAGUGUUUCUGUGAAUUGAACUCUUUAAAAUACUAAAAACUGUAUCAUAAACUGCUCAUAAUUCAUCAUUUUGGGUCUGAUUUAGCCUUUUUCUGUCAAAUAUAAGUUUUAAAAAACAGAAAAGCUGUCUUAUGUGGACAUAAAUCAACAUUUCAAGUAAGGUCUUUUGCUGCCUUGCUUGUCUUUGCUCACCUUUUUCUGGGAAUCGGACUCUUUCAAAACCUAUGGGGGUCUUAAGGGGUCAUAAAUCAAGAUUGCAAGGAAGGGAAUAAAACAGGAAGACUGCCUUUUGUGUGAAUUUAACCUCUGAGAAAUGGUCCCAAGGCUGGCAAGUGCGUCAUAAAUUGUCAUUUUCCAUCUUCCCGUUUUGACGUCCGGACAUUAGGAAGCACGGAAGACUGCUUCCUUGAUGGCCUUUUUCACCUUUCCCUGCCAAUUCCAAGGCUUUAAAAAGCUUUAAAAAGCAUAAUAGCUGUCAUAAAUGGAGAUUUCCUGUAAGGAAUACUGACUUCUCCUUUCCUCAUUGGAUUUUUCACCUUUUUCCGUGACGUGGACGCCCUGAGGGUCUCUCAAAUGUCCCUAAUGAUGAUGACGGGGUGCUGAAGGAGCUCCCAAACUGGAAUAUAUAUAUGGAAUAUAUAUAAUAUAUAUAAUAAUAUACGGAGGACCGGUUAUCCUUGCCUUGACGCCCGUGUAUUUCUAACCUCAUCUCGGAAGUGGACUUGGCUUUUAUUCAGGACCGGGACUGUGAUGGGAAGGACGGGGGAAGGGCGCCGCCCCAGGAGGCUCAGCGAGACCCGGACCAGAGUUCCCGCAGGGUCCAGCCCCCCCGCCCGGUGAUCCAGCAUGCCCCACAACUGGCCCGACCUCUCCGAGUGCCUCCCCCAAAACUGCAGCUGGGCGGAGCGGCGCAACGCCACCCCGACCCCGGACGACCUCCCGCCGCUCAACUACUACAGCCUCCCCCUCCUCGCCGCCAUCACGGCGGCGUGCACGCUGCUCUCCGUGGUGGGCGUGGCCGGCAACGUGAUGACCAUCCUGGUGGUGAGCCGGUACCGGGACAUGCGCACCACCACCAACCUGUACCUGUGCAGCAUGGCGGUAUCGGACCUGCUCAUCUUCCUGUGCAUGCCGCUCGACCUCUACCGCAUGUGGCGCUACCGACCGUGGCGCCUGGGAGACGCCCUCUGCAAGCUCUUCCAGUUCGUGUCCGAGUCCAGCACCUACUCCACCAUCCUCAGCAUCACCGCCCUCUCCGUGGAGCGAUACGUGGCCAUCUGCUUCCCGCUGCGCGCCAAGGCCCUGGUGACCAAACGCCGAGUCCGAGGCCUCAUACUCCUCCUGUGGGGCGUGGCCCUCCUGAGCGCCGGGCCCGUCUUCGUCAUGGUGGGGGUGGAGCGGGACGACGUGUACGGCCUGGACGUCAACCACACCCGAGCCGCCCUGGACCGCCGUUUCCCCGGCGACACCCGGGAGUGCAAGAUGACCCGCUACGCCGUGGAGUCGGGCCUGAUGGGCGCCAUGGUCUGGCUGAGCUCCAUGUUCUUCUUCGCGCCCGUCUUCUGUCUGACGGUUCUCUACAGCCUCAUCGGGCGCCGCCUGUGGCAGAGACACCACCAAACCAACAUCAGCUCCUCUGUGGCCCACAGGGACAGGAGCCACAGGCAGACCAUCAAGAUGCUGGUGGUGGUGGUGUUGGCCUUCGUCCUGUGCUGGCUGCCCUUCCACGUCUGUCGCUACCUGCAGUUCCGCUCCCUGAACGCACCGUCCCCGCUGCUGUCCGCCCUGUCGGAGCACUGCAGCUUCGUGUCGGUGGUCCUCUUCUACCUGAGCGCCGCCAUCAACCCCAUCCUCUACAACACCAUGUCCUGGAAGUACCGGGGAGCGGCGGCUCGUCUCUUCGGGCUCAGCGACCACCAGCCGCCGCGAGCGCGCACGGCCAGCACCCUGAAGGCGGACGGCUGGACGGAAUCGACCAUCAGCUUCUAAACUAAAAAAAAACAACAACUAUCUUCUAGCAGACUCUUAGAACUUAUAAGCUAUUCUUACAUUGGACGCUAUUUAUUUCCUGGAUGACAAUGGAAGCACUGUAGAACCUGGGACCUUGUCACCUUGUGGACGUGUGUAUGUGUGUGUACGUGUGUAUGUGUGUGUGUUGCGUACAUGGACAUUGUGUAAUUCAUGUACACUGGAACCUCUAAAGUAGGAAGACUAUUUGUUUUUCCUGACGUCGUUACUUCAACCUAAGAGUCUUAACUGUCGCAAGUGUGGGUUUCACUCUAUUAGAAAGACGAAAUACAAGUAAAAUAAAUCAAAAAUACACAAGUAUGAGUAUAGUGACUGAGGGGGUUGGACGUUCAGGGGUGUCCAAAGUGUGGCCCGGGCAUCAUUUAACAAGAAAAUGUAGAAAAUGUAAAAAUCUGCAAUCAUUUUGAAAAUGAAAUAAAUAAUUACAAAAAAAAACAUUAUUGGCCGAUAUAUCGAUUAUCAGUCGAUAUCGGUAUCAGAUUUUUUUCCCGAUUAUGAAACCCGAUAUAAAAAAUGCUGUAUACAACACGUAUGCGUUCAUUCCACCACAGGAGAUGUCAUGUCACACAUAUCGAUAUCGGCUGAUAUCGGUAUCGGAAAUUGAGAGUUGGACAAUAUCUUUUCAAGAAUAAAGUCAAAAUAUUAAGAAAAAAAUAUGCAAUGUCGCAAUUAUAAGAGAAUAAACUUUUAGUAUUAUGAAAAAUAAUAUUUAAUUAGCAUGGAGUUAACAAUAACAGCAAAAAUGGAAAAAUCGAAGAAUAAAGUCACAAUAUUACGAGACAAAAGUUAGAACCUAACGAAAAAAAAGUAGGAAGCAGUGUAAUAAUAUAAUAAUAAUAUUAAAUGACAAAUGAAAAAAUGGUCAGUUUGAAUGAACCUCGAUUUGGAAAGUAAACAAGACACUAGCAGGCGGCCAUGUUGGCUUUGUGUUCAUGAAGCAUUUCCCAAAUAGCAUUUAGUCAUUUAUAGUGACAUGCUAUUCUACUUGGUCACAUCAAGCUAAGUAUGCUGCUAUUUAUUUAGUAUUACACAGUAACUUCCACUUCCUCUUCUAUGGUUGUCAUCGCUUUUUUUCUGAGAGUUGUUGACUUUGGAGGUUCCACUGUCGCUCUUUUGUCAAAGUCGUGGAAACAUACUGUCAAUUCAUGUUUGCGUCCAUGUUUUGUAAUGAAUGCUCAUUUGUAAUGAUAUUCUUGAUGCAUUAUGUAAAUAAUUCAAAGCCUUUUGGCAAGCUGCAGUCAAUUGUCGAGCAAGCGUUCGCCGCUUUGAUUGAUGGCUGUGAAGCCCAACAAUAAGAAACGUAUUCUUCACAAAGGAUCCUGCAUUAACGUGAUUGUAAAAGCUGAAUUUGUGAUUAUGGGGUGUCGGUGGAGUGUUUACUUUGGCUGUAGCGUGUAAAUAUUCAAUAGAUGCUUUGCAAUGCCGCCAUUAAAUUCAUCA